CUUCCUCAUUAUAAGUAUUUAGCAAAAAGAAAAGACUGGAUCUGAUCCUGCAGUCUUCUUCUACAUCCAAAACCAAACAUCUGACCUAGACCUCGCCCGAGCCGUAUCCAUGGCGGAAGAGGUGCCUUCCCGGCCCUUCCUGGUGAUGGGAGACAUCCUGUACGAUAUCAAGCUCGUGGAUCUCCCGUCUUGUUGGGCGAAGGUGAAGUGCCUGAAGAAGGAGGCAUACGGCUGCGGGGAGCAUGGCGAUCUCAUCGUGGAGGGCCUCGACCUGUACGUGCGGGGCGGUCCCGACGACGACCAAGACUUCCACCCCUGCAUGUGUAUCGGCGCCUCUCUCCGCGUCCGCAGCUGCAUCGGGGGGCAGAUCGAUCAAGAUAUGGCGGAGAUCUAUGGGAGGCAUAUCCGCAUCUCCGGUGGCGUCUACACCGUUGCUGGGCAUGUCAUGGUCCUCCGAAUCUCUUUCAUCGCCAGGCACGACUCCUCCUACUUCAGGUCGUACUACCUCGUCUAUGACUCCGCUGCGGCGGCGCUCUCGUUGCUCCCCCACGAUGUUCCCGGCUACCAGAUCACCUGCACCCCGUUCCCUGUCAAGCAUCCAGGAGGCAAGUACUCCCUGGUCCUCACGGCGGAGAAAUUUACUGCUGAAGGCCCAUUGCACCGUGUUUUCUUGACGUGGUCACAGCCGCCGGUGCUGCCGGCCCGUCUCAGCAAGUUCAAUUCGUACAAACAUGGGUGGGUUGAGAGAAGCAGUCUCUUUCAGCAUGUUGACGAGUUCGUGCCGAGCGUGGUGUUCUCGCACAAGCGCAUUACUCUCUGGUGCGAUCUUGGGCUAGGUUUCAUGUACUACGAUUCCAGCCAUUUUGUUCUGGGCGACCGGCCUGUGGGUGAGUUCAAGUAUUUGCCCAGCGGUUGCGGGGCUAGAUACAGCUUCGAUCAGCCCCCUAUGGAUAUGUACCGGAAUAUGGGCUCUGUGGGCAACUGCAUCUGGUUUGUCAUCAUCGAACCACCAAAGGAGGAGGAGGAUUGCCCUGGCGAAACCAUGGUCAAAGUGUGGGCUAUGGACCGCCUGUCACAGGAAGGGAGCUGGAAACUACACAGCGAGUUCAAGAUGCAAACCAUCUGGGAGCUGGAUGGCUUCAGGAAACAUGGGUUGCCAAGGACUGUACCCAAGUUUCCCAUUCUUAGGGAGCAGGAUCAUGGCAUCCUCUACAUGCUGCUGCCUGAGCCCUACAAUGGUGGACCGUCGUAUGCUCGCCUUGUGGGCAUUGACUUGAGCAGCAGCCGUGCUGGGAUGCGUCUUGUGGUGCACAGACGUCUAGUCAUCCCGUGGAUGGAUCGCCCUGUUGUCCUUGAUUCUGAUUUCUUCCGUCCAGGCAGCAACGUGACCGUUUGAGCUGUAUCAUGGAUCGAUGGAUUGGAGCUGGCUGCAUGUAUCCCCUUGGCUAACAAGGAUUAUCAAGUUAGAUUAUUAUUAGACUGCAUGUGCUUCCUGUAUGUCCCUCUUGUUGGCUAACAAGGGAUUAACAUCAAGUUAGAUUAUUAUUAGAGUGCACGUGCUUCCUUACCUGCACGUGCUUCCUAAAUGUCCCUUAUGUUGGCUAACAAGGGAUUAGCAUAAGUUAGAUUAUUAUUAGACUGCACGGUGCUUCCUUAGCUGCACGUGCUUCCUAGUUGUAGCUUUAUUGAGUGCUCGUUGUCUGGUGAAUUGUGAAAUUAUCAGCUUUCCAGUGUGUUAUGGUGCUAGUUUGUUGCACUAAUCUAAUAUUUCGGCUACUUUCACCUC
Molecule: messenger RNA, 1786 nt
Organism: Lolium perenne
Lineage: Eukaryota; Viridiplantae; Streptophyta; Magnoliopsida; Poales; Poaceae
Source: RefSeq, a predicted model, not a curated record